Molecule: messenger RNA, 876 nt
Organism: Penicillium malachiteum
Lineage: Eukaryota; Fungi; Ascomycota; Eurotiomycetes; Eurotiales; Aspergillaceae
Exons: 3
Coding region: 1-876 (291 amino acids)
Source: RefSeq, a predicted model, not a curated record
AUGUCUUCGCGUGAGCUGUCUGACGAGGACAAGAAACAAAUCAUCACCCGCAACACAUACCACCGGCAUAUAGGCUAUACCUGGAAUGCCAAUCUCAAGGAGGACACAGUUUACAUGUCACCAGAGUUUUGCAAGACGUGGAAAAUCAAGAUCAGUCCCCUCUCGAUUGAGGAGGACUCUGAUUGCAAGCCCUUCUUCUUCGCACCUUUCACGGGCAAACUAGUCCCCAGAGUUCGGGAUGAUGGCGAAAAUGGAAUCAAGGACGGAGACAAAUAUGACCCUGAACUGGAACCCUCCCGAAAUUUGCGGAAUUUCACCGGCGUUAUUUACGACUUUGUAAUCGGCUGCCAUGAACCAGAUUACUUUGGAGAAACAAACCCUCCUCCAUUCUGGAUGCCCGACGAGGAUAUCGGAUGCCGGGAUACCAGUGAGGGCGUGGCUCAAUCCAACAAUAAACCUCCGUGGCAAACCAGAGGUUUCAUGAUUCCAGUGACAAAUCCAGAUCCAUGGCGUCGAUCCUUUAAGGGUCCGAAUAAACCGAAGCCACAUGUGAAGAUUCUUAUAGAGAGUCAGGCUACGGGGAAUAAACACCUUCUUCGGUCGGAAAUCAUGAUGAUCACGCAGAUCAUGGUUCGGCGGCUCCAUAAGAAAACACUACGUGACCACCUCAUCAUCCCUUUGAUGUUUUUUUCACUUACGAGCCCUUGGCAUCUCCGUGUCGUUGAAGCAUACUACGAUAGUGAAACACUGCACGUGUGUAUGACGAAGCUAUAUGACAUGCGAGAGGCGAACGAUGAGCUGUGUGAGGUCUUAUGUCGAUGGUGGUGGGGUCCUGCUGCUGGAAAUACUAAGGAACACAAUACUCCUCCUAUUUGA